This is a messenger RNA of Gracilinanus agilis (Agile Gracile Mouse Opossum), 1889 nucleotides long. It is a transcript of the gene INSM1, whose product is annotated as INSM transcriptional repressor 1. Gene Ontology annotation, cellular component: transcription repressor complex; nucleus. Gene Ontology annotation, biological process: regulation of cell cycle process; negative regulation of transcription by RNA polymerase II; neuron differentiation. The transcript has a single exon. Gene Ontology annotation, molecular function: RNA polymerase II cis-regulatory region sequence-specific DNA binding; DNA-binding transcription repressor activity, RNA polymerase II-specific. The record is from RefSeq and is a predicted model, not a curated record. NCBI's taxonomy places the organism in Eukaryota, Metazoa, Chordata, Mammalia, Didelphimorphia, Didelphidae. The coding region runs from base 1 to 1821 and encodes 606 amino acids.
AUGCCCCGAGGAUUUCUGGUGAAAAGGAACAAGAAAUCCACGCCCGUAUCCUACCGGAUCCGCUGCUGUGAGGACGGCGACCGGGAGCUGCUGCUCUUCUCCAGCUGCGGCGGUGGCGGCGGCGGCUCCUCCCCGCCCCUCCCGGGCUCCGAGCGGGCUCCUGCCGCGCUGCUGGCCAGCGCGCCCUCCGCCCCUCUAUUGCUGCCGCCGCCGCCCCUACCGCUGCCGCUGCCGCCCCGAGAGCUGCCCGCGCCGCCACCGCCAGUCGCGGGGCCCAAGCCUGUGCAGUUUGGCAACCCUGAGGCGGUCUACCCGGCGCCGCUGUACAGCCCCACGCGGCCGGUGAGCAGGGAGCACGAGAAGAAGAAGUACUUCGAGCGCAGCUUCAACCUGGGCUCGCCAGUCUCUGCAGAGUCCUUCCCCACGCCCGCAGCCCUGCUAGGCGGCGGGGGCGGGGGCGCAGGCAGCGGCGGCGGGGGCACCUGCGGCGGGGACCCCCUUCUCUUUGCCCCUGCGGACCUCAAGAUGGGCACCGCCUUCUCCUCGGCUGCUGCAGCUGAGGUGGGAGGCGGGGGCGGGGGCCGGGGCACCGGUAGCCACCACCCCCAGGCCGGCAGCCUACUAUCAGUCCCGGGCUCUGCGGCCGCCGUCUCCCUGCGGCACCCGAACAAACGGCCUGCGCCCGCGCCAACGGCAGAGCCCGGCGCUCCCCCGGCCAAGCCUGCCAAAGCGCCAGCCGCCAAAAAGCCAAAGGCCAUCCGCAAGCUGCAUUUCGAGGACGAGGUGACCACAUCUCCCGUACUGGGGCUCAAGAUCAAGGAGGGCCCUGUGGAGCCGCCCAAAGGCCGGGCCGGGCUGGGGGCAGCCGGCGGGGGCGCAGGAGGCGGUGGCGGUGUGGGCGGCGGCGGAGGCAGUGGCAGUAUAGGCGGCGGCGGGGGCCGGCCUCUGGGCGAGUUUAUCUGCCAGCUGUGCAAGGAGGAGUACGCCGACCCCUUCGCUCUGGCCCAGCACAAGUGCUCCCGCAUCGUGCGCGUGGAGUACCGCUGCCCUGAGUGCGACAAGGUCUUCAGCUGCCCUGCCAACCUCGCCUCCCACCGCCGCUGGCACAAGCCCCGACCCCAGGCCGCAGGUGGCGGCGGGCAACAUGCCUCGGGGACCGCCGGCUCCUUGGCCCCGCCUGCCGGGGGCGCACGAGCGGCCGAGAGCAAAGGCGCUGCGGAGGAGGCUCUGGCCAAGGCUGGGGCGGGCGGCGAGCCGAAGGAGGCGGGCGGCAGCGAUCGGGACACCCCAAGCCCUGGGGUGUCGGAGUCGGGUUCUGAGGAUGGGCUGUACGAGUGUCACCACUGCGGGAAAAAGUUCCGCCGCCAGGCCUAUCUGAGGAAGCACCUGCUGGCGCAUCACCAGGCCCUACAGAGCAAGGGGGCGCCUCAACCCCAGUCUUUGCCACCCCCGCCCCAGCCUGCCCAGCCGGACGACCUUCUGGUCUAUCCCAGCUUCCCCGUGGCCGAUGGUUUGCAGCCGCUGCCGCCGCCUGAGAAGGCGGGGAAGGAAGCCGGGGGCGAAGGGGAAGCCUCGAAUCCCCUCAAUAUGAGUGCUCCCGCCGAGUGCCAUCUGUGCCCAGUGUGCGGGGAGACCUUCCCCAGCAAGAGCGGCCAGGAGCGCCACCUCCGCCUCCUGCACGCUGCCCAGGUGUUCCCCUGCAAGUACUGCCCGGCCACGUUCUACAGUUCGCCGGGGCUCACUCGGCACAUCAACAAAUGCCACCCCUCGGAGAACAGACAGGUGAUUCUGCUGCAGGUGCCCGUGCGUCCCGCCUGUUAGACAGAACCUGCUCCGCGCCGCCGCGGGGAGAGCAAGGAGAGAAGAGGAGGAGAAGGAAAGGAAGAAGA